Nicrophorus vespilloides is the source of this 1861-nucleotide messenger RNA. RefSeq names its product von Willebrand factor A domain-containing protein 9 (gene IntS14). Gene Ontology annotation, cellular component: integrator complex. Lineage: Eukaryota; Metazoa; Arthropoda; Insecta; Coleoptera; Silphidae. Bases 117 to 1616 code for a protein of 499 amino acids. The transcript has 6 exons. Gene Ontology annotation, biological process: snRNA 3'-end processing. The record is from RefSeq and is a predicted model, not a curated record.
UUGUUAUGAUUUGUGAAAGUUUGGUUAAAUCAUAUUUAUAUGCAUAUGCUAUAUGGGGAUAAGGAAUAUAGUACAAUAGUUGUUGAUAGUAGAGUUUAAUAGAGCAAGCAGCAAAGAUGCCGACUGUGAUAUUAUUGGAUGUGUCGCUUUCGAUGUUGAGGCCAUUAAAAUUGGCAGACAAUAGUGAAAUCACAAGAAAACAGCUAGCCGUUCACGGUAUUCAUAUGUUUCUUGAUCAUCUCAGUGUACAUUCAAAACUGGAAUUCAUCUCACUGGUAACAUUUUCGUCUAUAUACGAGGAAAAGUGCUCAUUCACAAGGGACUACAAUGUUAUUAAAUCAGAACUAAAGUCUAUCGACGAUUACGACAAAACCUGCAUUGAAAUCGCGUUCAAUGGAAUCAAUCAAAUUGUGCUGAACGAGUGGGGCAACAAUACUGCGUGUCAAGUCAUAUUGGUGACGGAUGGAAGUUCUGGCAUAGGUCCUGGAUCUUUGAAGGAUUCUUUGAGCACAAUAAAUCAACGUGGCGCUGCGAAUCCAUUUCCCGUUCCGUUCGCGUUCCCAACUAAAUUGCACGUCGUUUGCAUUGCACCUCCAAAUGAUAUUUCAUUGAUUAAAUCUAAACCUCUGUAUCAGAAGUUGAUCGACAUCAGCGGAUAUGAGGGAUCAAUUAAUAUACCGGACGGCCAGUUGAACGAGCAGAGCGUCCAGACGAUAUUCCAGAAACUCGCCGACGAGAUGUACGCCUCGUUCAAAGGUUCUUUGAAAUGCGGCCAUUUGGAGUCAUCGAUAUACUUGACGCCGGCACCAAUUCCAUACACAAAAGUCACCGAUUUCGAAGUGAAUACCUCAACCGUAUCAAACGUCAUAGAAGUAUGCGGUUUCAUCUCUGUUGGAGAUAUAGGAUCGCCGAUGGCCGUCAGCAGACAUCUCAUUCUUCCUGCCGGAUCUCCUAAAGAUAAACUGAACAACUCUGGAGAGAUGUCCGUAGAUUACGAGAGCGACAAUAGCGACGACGAUAAGGCGCCCUCGUUCUGCGUCCUCUUUCACGGCGCUCUGAAAGUCGAGAAUAUGGCGGCGCUCGUCUCCGUCGCCGACAAUUGGUUCGGUUUCAUCUACUCGUGGGCGGACUCCAAGAAGAAAUCCAAUCUGAUGUUGACCCUACUCGUGCCUGGAUCGGACAGCGUUCCGUGGUUGGGCGAUCUCAACAAUUUGCAUUCGCUGGACGGCGUCCCCUGCGAUUCCGUUCUUAACUUCCCGCUGAAGUCGUCGGAGAAGAGGAGUUAUUCACAGAAUAGUGUCGUCUGGAUUCGACAAGCCGGUUUGCAGUCCGACAUUCAGAAGAUCCUAAGACAUGCGAAAAAAUUGCCAGAAAAAACGCAACAGUUCUACAAGGAGUUGAAUCGGUUGAGGAAGGCUGCGAUACAAUUGGGUUUUAUGGACCUGCUGACCGGUCUCGCGUUCAUCUUCGAGCAGGAAUGCACGCAGCUUCCAGGAAGCGCCCAUCCGGAUUGCGCGCUGCAACUGACGCACGCGGCCGACGCACUCCGUAAACCGCCGAACAUCAAGCACGUCAUCGUGCCGAUGCAAACGAACUACACCGGCUCUAACCAAUGACCCGACAAUGAUGAUGACGAUGACGUGCGAUGGGAACAGUUGAAGCGAGGAACGUGACGUUUGCAGGAUAAUAAGGAUUUAAAUGAUCAUCAAUUAUUUUUUGGUAUAUCCUUUAUUAUUUCUAUGCAAAGAAUACAAUUUUUCUGUUUGUCUAAAGUUCAUAACUGGGGGGGGGGAAGUUGGUGAGGAUUGGUUGAUCUAGUGAUACAGUUUGCCCAGACUGAACGAAAGUCUCGGUAUACAAA